Molecule: messenger RNA, 2034 nt
Organism: Closterium sp. NIES-65
Lineage: Eukaryota; Viridiplantae; Streptophyta; Zygnematophyceae; Desmidiales; Closteriaceae
Source: the annotation of a GenBank genome assembly
AUGUACGGGCACUGGCUGAGUUUCCGGGCGAUAUGGAUCGGUCGCCCGCUGCAGUGGGCGACGGAUUUCUGCAUCUACCUCUUCCUCCUGCAAUCCGUCGACCGUCUCGUGCUUGCGUUGGGCGGCUUGUACCUUUUCCUCACCCGCUACCGCCCGCAACCCAAGGGCCGUUACGAAGCCGACGCGGCAGUGGAUCCCGAGCGCCCCGCAUCCGACGCUUUCCCCAUGGUUCUAGUCCAGAUUCCGAUGUGUAACGAGCGUGAGGUUUACGACCAGUCGAUCGCUGCCGCGUGUCAGCUUGACUGGCCGGCUAGCCGGUUCCUGGUGCAGGUUUUAGACGACAGCAGUGACGAGGAGACGGCGGAUAUGAUUCGCGCGGAGGUGGAAGCGUGGGCGGCGCGAGGUGCGCCGAUCGUGUACCGCCACAGGACGGAUCGCAAGGGUUACAAAGCGGGUAACCUGGCGAGCGCGAUGGCGUGCGACUACGUGCGAAAGUACGAGUUCGUCGCCAUUUUCGACGCAGAUUUCCAGCCGCGCCCGGAUUUCCUGCGACGGACCGUCCCGCAUUUCAAGGACCAGCCUGACGUGGCGCUCGUCCAGGCGCGCUGGAGCUUCGUCAACCGCGAGGAGAACCUCCUAACGCGGCUCCAGCACGUGAACCUGGCGUUCCACUUCGAGAUCGAGCAGCAGGUCAACGGCGCGUUUCUCGGCUUCUUCGGGUUCAACGGAACCGCGGGCGUGUGGCGAAUCGCCGCGCUGGAGGAUAGCGGCGGGUGGCUGGAUCGGACGACGGUGGAGGACAUGGAUCUCGCGGUGCGCGCGCAUCUUAAGGGGUGGCGCUUCGUGUUCCUGAACGACGUGGAGGUGCAGUGCGAGCUGCCGCAGUCGUACGAGGCGUACCGCAAGCAGCAGCACCGCUGGCACUCGGGCCCCAUGCACCUGUUCCGGCUGUGCCUCGGGGAUAUUCUCGCCGCUAAGAUCUCCCUGUGGAAAAAGUUUCACCUCAUCUUCCUCUUCUUCCUCCUCCGCAAGAUGAUCCUGCCCUUCUACUCCUUCCUUCUCUUCUGCGUGCUCCUACCACUCACCAUCUUCGUACCGGAAGCCGCGCUGCCGCUCUGGGUCGUCUGCUACGUUCCCGGGGUCAUGUCUCUGCUCAACGUGCUGCCGUCGCCGCGAUCGCUCCCCUUCACCAUCCCGUAUCUGCUCUUCGAGAAUACCAUGUCGGUUACUAAGUUCCACGCCAUGGUCGCGGGGCUCUUCCAGCUCAAGAGCGCGCACGAGUGGGUCGUCACCAAGAAGACCGGCGGCGCGCGCGCGCUGGGAGCGAAUGCGGGAGGGAAUUCAGGAGGAAACGCGGGGAGCGCGGAAGGGAACGAGCAUCCUGCACCAGUGGCGACAGCAGCUGGUACUGACGCUGGUGAUUCCGGUGCUGCAGCCGCCGCCGCUGCCACUGCUGGCAUUGCUGAUGCAGCUGCUGGUGUGGGUGCUGCUAACGCAACACCAGUGAAUGGCAAACCAGCGACCACUCCGAAGCGAUCAGUUCUGGGAGCUCUAUCCAGCAACGUUCUCGCAAGAGACACCGUUAUCUCGGACCAAACUCCACGUAAAGCCAAGACCUCUCCUAAUGAUGACUCUAACAACAACCACAGCCACAGCCACAGUUACAACUACAAUUACAGUAGCACAACCACUCCGCUGCUCCGCCCCACACCUCCUCCCUCCCACCAACUGAACUCCUGGCGAACAAUGCCCAACCCCACAGCACCGCACACAGCUCUUGCUGUCGCCCCUGUUGCUGCUGAUGCUGCUGGAAAGGAUUCUAAUUUUCAAAGUGAAGCAGCUUCAGCAGCAGCAGUGGUACCGAAAGCCAAGGUGACCCGCAGGAUCUACCCCAAGGAGCUGGCGCUAGCAGCGCUGCUGGUGACAGCAGCAGCUCGCAGCCUGCUGUCAGCGCACGGGCUGCACUUCUACUUCUUGCUCUUCCAAGGGCUUGCCUUCCUCAUUGUCGGCCUCGACGUGCUCUCCGACCCGUGA